UUAUUUAUUGUCUCUAUGGUGAUUUCUUACAUGGCUUCCGCAUAACAACUGUUUUGCUGUCAGUAAUACACAUAAGGACAUUUAAAGGAAAAAGGGAAAAUGGCAGUCGUUGGACAAAAUCCAUUUCACUGUACAGCAGCGGGAGAACUUGGAGCUCACCGCGAAACAAUGUUAAACAACGAAUUGCUCCUCAGAACCGAAUUAGGGAAACCAAAGAGACGAGGAUAUGGUACUUUAGGGGAGGAUUUUAUUUUUGGUCGCCCAAAUGAAGCCAGACACGGUGGUGCAGAUGAUGCCUUGCAUGGUUGGCCAAGGAACCUUUCCACAACUACAUUACCAUUUGCAAGAAAGGACAAAAAAGCAGAAAGAGAUUUUAUGGCUCUCAAUAAAGCUGCAGUGCAAAAUGGACUAGUCACAGCUGGAGAAAAUUAUGAAUUUAGAGCGACUCAUGAUGUCCGCCGAAAAACAGCUGGGUCAGAAAACACAAGGCUGAGGACAAGAAGAAUACCACCAACAAUGGUGUUCGGAAUAUCUACAAGGCCAUCUACUCCAAUUUUUGAUUUAUUAGAGCACAAAUACCAGGAUAAAUGGUUACAGCAAAGAAGACAACAGGAAUUGGCAAAAAGGAAAGAAGAAACACAGAAUCCAAUAAUGCCUGAACCCAGACUAUCACAAUCAGCAGGGCCAUACCCAGUUGUGAGUGUUGCAAAUUGCAGCAAAAUUGUGUGGUGGUUUUUUACCCUAAAAGAUGUAGAAUUUCACUUUCUGCGCUUUUUGAGUUUAUUUAUUUUCCCCCUGAACUUUGAUGCAACUGUGUGGCUUAAGUUUGAAUGUGCAGAAUUAAUAUCCAGUGUGAUUAUCCUUCAAACUAUGUAA
This is a messenger RNA of Saccostrea cuccullata (small rock oyster), 876 nucleotides long. Its product is annotated as cilia- and flagella-associated protein 77-like. Lineage: Eukaryota; Metazoa; Mollusca; Bivalvia; Ostreida; Ostreidae. The coding region runs from base 100 to 876 and encodes 258 amino acids. The transcript is spliced from 6 exons. The record is from RefSeq and is a predicted model, not a curated record.